CUUACAAUAGAAAUCAAUCCCGGAAGGUGGUCUCACAGCUGCACUUGGAGCAGCGAUAAAGGGCGACACGUAAGCGACGUCUGCCAAAGGGUAACCACCAUGAGCAUGUAUGGCCGAGGUCCACCCCCGCCUCCCAGAACCGACACUGGAUACCUGCAGCAGAUGUUCAAUAACGUCGACAAGAACAGGAGCGGGAAGAUCAAUGCGACGGAGCUGCAGAGUGCCUUGUCCAACGGCACCUGGAAACCGUUCAACCCCGACACGGUGCAUCUGAUGAUAAAUAUCUUCGACCGCAGCCGCACUGGCACGAUCAACUUCCAAGAGUUUACAUCUCUGUGGAACUACAUCAAUGAUUGGCUCAAGUGCUUCCAGAGCUUCGACAAAGACCGGUCUGGCACCAUCGACAAGCGCGAAUUGUAUGAAGCUCUGACCAGCUUCGGCUACCGCUUGGGCGAGCGAACACUCGACACCAUGCUGAUGAAGUAUGACAAGGAUCGGAAAGGCUCCAUCAACUUUGACGACUACAUACUGUGCUGCGUCAAUCUCCAGACCCUGACAACGGCCUUCCGGAAUGAGGACACAGACAGGGAUGGUUUCAUAACGCUUAGCUACGAAGGUUUUCUGAAACUGGGUCUCAGCCUAAAUUGGUGAUGACCGCUUUGCGCUGGUGCCUAGAAGGGAACGACCACUCUGCUGAGAAGUCCUGCAUUCACGAAAGACGUCUUUUUAAGCUUUUGUUUUUUGUUUUUUUCAUGGCGUCUCCUCUCUUCCUCAAGAAAAAAUUACGGCGUAUGCUUUUUUGGAAGCACAAAGUGUGAGGACAUUUAAGAUCGGUGGAAUACAUAACCAACCACCCUUAAAAAUUAGGCCGCACCGUUAAGCUGUUGGAGUGCAUUUUUUUAAAUUACCAAAUAAAGGCUUCAUUAACAUGCA
This is a messenger RNA of Dermacentor albipictus, 933 nucleotides long. The record is from RefSeq and is a predicted model, not a curated record. Lineage: Eukaryota; Metazoa; Arthropoda; Arachnida; Ixodida; Ixodidae.